This is a messenger RNA of Aspergillus chevalieri, 4587 nucleotides long. RefSeq lists its product as uncharacterized. The transcript has 3 exons. The coding region runs from base 1 to 4587 and encodes 1528 amino acids. Lineage: Eukaryota; Fungi; Ascomycota; Eurotiomycetes; Eurotiales; Aspergillaceae. Gene Ontology annotation, molecular function: protein binding. The record is from RefSeq and is a predicted model, not a curated record.
AUGACUGUCCAGCACGUCUCCACCCCCGCCAGCAACUCAACACCCACUAGCCUCGAUGCUGCCGCCAACAAGGAAAUAUCCGCCAUCUGGGCUCAGGUUCAAGCACGGGUUAUCCAGCUGGCCGGUGGCGAUACCAAAAAGAUCAAAACCAAUUUGUCCAUUGAUGGUGUCCUCGCGCGGCUUGAUCAGGCGCAGGAAUCCCGGGAGGAAUCUUCUUCCUCCAAGGCCAAGGUCUAUAACACCAUCCGUGCCACUUUCAACACCACUUUGCAAGUCAUUCAGACUGUCGGGGAAAUCGUCUCUCAGGGAGCAUCUGAGGUCUUUGGUCCUACCGAUCUUUGCUUCAAUGUCAUCAGUUACGUGAUCUCGGCCUGGCAAGGCUACCAGGGCAUCUUUGAGAGUCUGGCUGACCUCCUGGAUCGAUGUGCUCAGUACCUGAGCCGCCUGGAAUACUAUGUUCGGGGUGGCAUGGAUGCCAAACUGACUAAGGUCGCCUGUCAACAUUUGCAGCUCUUUGUCGAGGUUUGUGACCGGACUAUUGAGCUCAGUCGCUCCAAACGCAAGAAGCUACGAGUAUUCACCAAAAUCCUCUUCCUCGAUGACAAUGAUAUUGACGACCUGCUGCAGAAGAUGGCCAGCCUUGUGGACCAAGAGGGUCGGUUGGUCACUGCUCAGAUGUUUAACUUUGUAUCUGAGGCCGUUAACAACACUCAAAAGAAUCUGGCCAUUAGCCAUGAGAUGGAUGAGAAGAUUGACGUCCUGAUGGAGGAUCGGUUCGACCAGCGAAAAGAACAUGAGAUCAAACGUCGACGAGAUAUUGUCUUGAAGACUUUAGCCUUCGAGGAAAACAAACUCGAUCCCGUAAAGAAGGAGCCUGAUCCGUACUGGCACCGGAACUAUCACAACUAUCGCAAGUCAGUUGUCCCUGGCACCGGCCAAUGGAUCUUUGACGACCCAAGAUACGCCGCGUGGGAGAGCAAUCGUAAAGGCAGAUCGCCCAUUCUGGCUAUCAAGGGCGUUGAAGGCUCCGGCAAGAGCUACCUGACCUCGACAAUUAUUCGAAGUCUCCGUAACCGUAGUGCCGCGGAAGAUUCGGGCUCACGGACCCUGGUAGCUUUCUACUUUCUGGAGGGCGAGUCCAAAGAAGAAGUCCGAAAAGCCAACCAUUUCGAUAUCAUCGCCAAGUCUAUAAUCUGGCAACUCGUCCAGUCUGAUGCAUCUUAUCUGAAGUCUGUUGCCAGCAUCUGCGAGAAGACCAAAGACUUGGAUCCGGAUGAGAUUCUGUCGCAGCUCCUUUUUGAUAACAACGACCUGGAUCGCAUGGACGCAACAUUCUUCAUUAUCAUCGAUGGCCUAGGCGAUGUGAUUGGGGAUGGCUUCGUUAGGUUCCUUCAGAAGGCCUCUGAGCUUUGGAAGGACCGACAUAUCCGGAUUCUGCUGAACGGACAUACGAGAGCAUUUGAGCAGCUGGCAACCGUUAAAGGCGUGUUCUUCCAGAGCAUUCCAAUCAGUGCUAGGAAUAGAUCGGACGUGGAAUUGUUCAUCGAGUCGCGAAUGAACAGUAUUGAUGCACUCAAGGACACUGCACGAAUGGGGGUUCCAGCACUGCGGAAAAAGAUCUGUGAUACCCUUUGCCAAAGGACCGCAGGUGAUUUCUUCAGGAUUAACACUGUCUUAAAGCGCAUCAGCUCGCUGGAUUAUGUGAACGACAUCGAUCGUGUUCUCGCAGACGCCGGAAAGGAACGGUCCCAGCAGAUCCUUGCUGACAUCGAUAAGCUUAACAAUACGAGGACACCCAAAGAACUCUCAGAGAUCAAUGAAAUUAUCCUCUGGAUCCUUCAUGGAAGAGAAUGGUUCAAGCCUUACCAGAUGGCAUCUGUGCUCUACUUGAAGAGCGGAGAGCUCUCACUGUUACCGCUUGAAUCAAAGCUCUCGCUGAAGUAUCAUUUGUUUGACAUCGACACUGAUGGCGAUAUCGAUUUCAGUUCCUAUGAGAUUCCGGAGCUGAUUCCUGAGAAAAGCCAGGUCAUUCAGGAGGACUCCAGCCCCGACACCUCAGCGCGAGUCCAGCCCAAUGAAGUGUCAAUCGUCAGACAUUUCCUUCGUACAGUUUGCCCACCAGAAGUUUAUGGCAAAUUUGACUUUGAGACGUUCUUCGAACAAAAACUCAGUGGCAAGCGAUGCCGCAUCUACCGUGACGACAAAGAUGCGUCGGAAAUCAAGAUGGCUCUAACCUGCCUACGCAUCCUCACCGAAGAGAGAGACGAGCGGUCAGAGAUCCUACGUCCGUACGCCAUUAGCUACGUCCUUCAGCAUCUAUCCUCAGUGGAUCUUGCGUUUGCGGACCGUGACCUGAAGAGUGCUGUUGGACCUCGCCUCUUGAAGUUGUUCACCGAAGAUACUGCAACAGAUGCAUUAGUCUGGGCUGAUGAUGCUACCAAGGCUGUACCAUUGGGAACGCAAAUCCGUACCACAUGGUUGGACAGUGACGUCGGCGUAGAGCAGGUCCUACGAUGGUUUGGAGAUUCAGCAGUUAUCUCUGAGAUUUCGAACCUGAAGGAUCGGGAAUGGAUCUCGGAGCUUAUGACCAGCUCGGACCCGAAGAAGGUGCUGCUUUUGCCUUUUGCAAAGAGGAUGGCAGUGCACUGGUUGCGGUGCCCAUCUAUGCGGCCAUUUGCUCGGAAUGCGUUCUUUUUCCUUUUUGAUUUCCUUGACAAGCUCGAGGGCUCUAACGAGUACUUAGCAGGCGGCACGUCAGUUGACCUGAUGGCGCCCAGUCUGGACAGGAUUCAUGAAGUUGAGGAAUGGUCGCAGCGGCUUUUAGAAAUCGAGGAAAAAGACAGUCUCUGGGAAGUCCAAGUAGCCAUCAUACUUGAGAGCUUCUCGUUCGCCUCCGAGUCUCAGGCUAGAUGUCGUCGAGCAUUAGAACUGGAUCCCCAGAACUGGCGAGCUUCUUAUUACUUAGCACAUGCGACGACCUCCAACAGCGAAGCCAUUCAAAUUCUGGAAGCGAUAGUAAAACGAUUUGAAACAGACAACGACUUGAUUGGAAAACUCAGACUCCAAAAAUCACUAACUGAAAUCCUGUUUGACCUGGGACAGAGAUACUGGGGAGUAGGCCAGUUCGAUCGAGCAAUCCAUUUCCAUACCCGGUCAGUCAAAGCACACUACACGGGCGGUGAUCGUGCUCUAGUCAUAAUGGAGCAAUAUCGCUCUCAACAACGAUGGCUAGACAUCGUAAACUUGUUGAACACAAUCCAGAAAGAGCCAACGGGCGAUCCACAGAAUCUGGCAGAUAUGAUGGUGAAACUUGCCGCUCACGAGAGUCUCCAUGAAAUUUUGCUACAAACCGCCAUCGAAACAAAACAGUUUGACUUCCUGGAAAGGAUAUAUGAGAGCGCUAUCAAUACCGCCGUGAAACGCCAGGUGUGCACCAGUCUCUACUACCUUCGUUACUACUACGCAAAUGCUGUCUACCAGCAGCCCGAGAACGAAGAGCGAGCGAUUGGACUGUGGGAACUCGCGCUGAAAGACGACCUUCCCAGAACAGUCCUCGAAGUUGAAAACAUCCUUCCAGACUUAAUACGGAAAUUGGCGCCUCUCUACCUCCGGCGCGCGAGAGCGGCUGAGCGAGACUCCGACAUAGCCAGGUCCUACUUGGAGCGGAUAUCGAGUAUCCUGCCGGAUGAAACGUCCGAGAACAACAUUGUUUUUCCAGCCAAGUUAUACCUUGCAAGAUACUACCAUGUGCAGGGUGACAAACUCAGAGCCAAGCAGAUUGCUCGAAGUGUGGUGAAGAUGGCUCUAGAGAUCUUGUCCGACGGUGACUACGACAAUGACUAUCUGGCAUACUGGCGGUUAUUGCUCGUGUUUCUGCCCUUAGAAGACGACAAGAACGCAUGCGCAGCCGUUGUCAUGGCAGGACUCGGAGGUGAUCAAGAACCCGAAGACUCCCCAGAAGAAAAACAAACCGUUUUCGACUCCAGCAAGAGAACAACAAGCCCGGCUUCCAUGCCCAUAACUCGAGAGGGAGACGCCCAGAAACCCACCAAAACAACCGAACCCCGAAAACACCGACGAAGCACCCGACGAGACACCGAGGUCCUCAACCGAAAAUACAACACCACCGGCAAAAGCAGCAUCGACAACUACAGCAGCACCAAGAAGGAGAACCAGCAACAGCAAAAACAGCUUCAAAAACAGUUGCAGGAAUUGCAAGAAGAACAACAAAAAGCCUCUCAUUCACAUUCCCGUCCCAUAUUCGCCGUCUGCGACGCAAACUGCGGCUAUGGCUGGACGACUGCGAGUGAAAUGUGGUGGUGUCGGGAUUGCAUCAAUCUAACCUUCGACCGGGACUGCUAUGAGCGACUCAAAAAUGGGACGCUGCAGAUGAAUAUUUGUGAUAGGGGGCAUGACUUCUUGUAUAUUCCGAAGUGGGAUACGGAGAAGAUGAAGAAAGUUCCUGGGUUGUGUGUGCCGUAUGGGGAUAGGAUUAUUUCGUUAGAUGAGUGGAAGAGGGAGAUUUGGAGGGAGUAUGUGGAGAUUGAUGUGCCGGUGGGGCGGCGUAUGAGUAGAUGUUUCUUUUGA